AAAACUGGUACCAGAACUCUCUAGUCUUCGCUGAGAGAAAAUGUCUAUCCAAAUUGAACAUCCUGCUGGUGGCUACAAGAAGCUAUUUGAAACUGUGGAGGAGCUGUCCUCACCACUAAUAGCUCAUGUCACAGGUAGAAUUCCCCUCUGGCUUGCUGGCAGUCUCCUUCGAUGUGGGCCAGGGCUCUUUGAAGUUGGAUCUGAGCCCUUCUAUCACCUGUUUGAUGGACAAGCUCUUUUGCACAAGUUUGACUUUAAGGAGGGCCACGUCACAUACCAUAGAAGAUUCAUUCGCACUGAUGCUUAUGUUCGGGCAAUGACUGAGAAGAGGAUUGUCAUAACAGAAUUUGGCACCUGUGCUUUCCCAGACCCCUGCAAGAAUAUAUUUUCCAGGUUUUUUUCUUACUUUCGAGGAGUGGAGGUUACUGACAAUGCCCUUGUAAAUAUCUACCCAGUGGGAGAAGAUUACUAUGCCUGUACAGAGACCAACUUUAUCACAAAAAUUAACCCAGAGACCUUGGAGACAAUUAAGCAGGUUGAUCUUUGCAACUAUGUCUCAGUCAAUGGUGCCACUGCUCAUCCACAUAUUGAAAGUGAUGGAACUGUUUACAAUAUUGGCAACUGCUUUGGGAAAAAUUUUUCAGUUGCCUACAACAUUGUUAAGAUCCCUCCACUGCAAGCAAACAAAGAAGACCCAAUAAACAAGUCGGAGAUUGUUGUACAGUUCCCCUGCAGUGAUCGGUUCAAGCCAUCUUAUGUACACAGUUUUGGUCUGACUCCAAAUUAUAUUGUUUUUGUGGAGACUCCAGUCAAAAUUAAUCUUUUCAAGUUCCUUUCUUCGUGGAGUCUUUGGGGAGCAAACUACAUGGAUUGUUUUGAGUCUAAUGAAAGCAUGGGGGUUUGGCUUCAUGUUGCUGACAAAAAAAGAAGAAAAUAUUUCAAUAAUAAAUACAGAACCUCCCCUUUCAAUCUCUUUCAUCAUAUCAAUACUUAUGAAGACAAUGGGUUUCUGAUUGUGGACCUCUGUUGCUGGAAAGGGUUUGAAUUUGUUUAUAAUUACUUAUAUUUAGCCAAUUUACGUGAGAACUGGGAAGAAGUGAAAAGAAAUGCCAUGAAGGCUCCUCAGCCUGAAGUGAGGAGAUAUGUACUUCCUUUGACAAUUAACAAGGCUGACACAGGCAGGAAUUUAGUAACACUUGCCCACACAACUGCCACAGCAAUUCUGUGCAGUGAUGAGACCAUCUGGCUGGAACCUGAGGUACUCUUUUCAGGGCCCCGUCAAGCCUUUGAAUUUCCUCAAAUCAACUAUCAGAAAUAUGGAGGAAAACCUUAUACCUAUGCAUAUGGACUGGGGUUGAAUCACUUUGUUCCAGACAAGCUCUGUAAGCUGAACGUCAAAACUAAAGAAAUCUGGAUGUGGCAAGAACCCGAUUCUUACCCAUCUGAACCCAUCUUUGUUUCUCAUCCUGAAGCCCUGGAAGAGGAUGAUGGUGUGGUUCUGAGUGUGGUGGUGAGCCCCGGAGCUGGACAAAAGCCUGCAUACCUCCUGAUUCUGAAUGCCAAAGACUUGAGUGAAGUUGCCAGGGCUGAAGUGGAGACUAAUAUCCCUGUUACCUUCCAUGGACUGUUCAAAAGAUCAUGAACAUAUUCCAG
This is a messenger RNA of Onychomys torridus (southern grasshopper mouse), 1653 nucleotides long. RefSeq names its product retinoid isomerohydrolase RPE65 (gene Rpe65). Gene Ontology annotation, molecular function: beta-carotene 15,15'-dioxygenase activity; all-trans-retinyl-ester hydrolase, 11-cis retinol forming activity; retinol isomerase activity. The record is from RefSeq and is a predicted model, not a curated record. The transcript has 14 exons. Gene Ontology annotation, biological process: zeaxanthin biosynthetic process; retinal metabolic process. NCBI's taxonomy places the organism in Eukaryota, Metazoa, Chordata, Mammalia, Rodentia, Cricetidae. Bases 41 to 1642 code for a protein of 533 amino acids.